Molecule: messenger RNA, 7123 nt
Organism: Rhineura floridana
Lineage: Eukaryota; Metazoa; Chordata; Lepidosauria; Squamata; Rhineuridae
Product: zinc finger protein 91-like
Exons: 6
Coding region: 620-3136 (838 amino acids)
Biological process (GO): regulation of immune system process; negative regulation of transcription by RNA polymerase II; regulation of cytokine production
Source: RefSeq, a predicted model, not a curated record
UGCCUUUGGGGGGCGGAAAGAGGGGGAGAGCCUCCCCCCACAUCUCCCCCGGAAUCCAUGGGGGGCAGUCGCAUGCAUGCAACCUAGGGGCAACAUUGGGGGCCGAAGAGCUGCAGCGCUUCCAUUGCACGAAGAUCCUCUUUGAAGCGCCCUCUGCCCCAGGAGUGGGGGUGGGAAGAGACGCCCUGGUGCAGAGGAGACCCCCGGGUGCCGGGGCUGAGAAAGCCGGCCUACCUCGCUGGGCUGCUGUGUGAGGACAAAAGGGGAGCAGGAGCAGGUGUUCCCCUCCCCCCAAAAGCCUUGGAGAAGAAAGCAGAUAAAAAAAAAGAAAUCGGAGCUGAAUUCCUGUUUGGAAGACGGAGAGGAUCUUAUUCAGGUUCCCAAAGAGGAGGAGACCUCAGCAGAAUGAGACCUCGCUUCCUGUAAGGAAGAAGGAGAAAGUCUAUUUAUCCAGGUCAUCAAAGAAGAGGAGGAGACCUCAGCAGAGCUAGGCCUCAUUUCCUGUUGGGAAAGAGGAGAAGAAGAAGAUCCACUUAUCCAGGGUCUCAAAGAAGAGGAGGCGGAGACAUCAGCAGAACCAGACCUCAUUUCCUGUUGGGAAGAAGGAGAAGAUCCAGUGAUGCAGGAACCCAAAGAAGAGGAGGAGACCUCAACAGGAUACAUGUGGGGGGUCAAGGCUGAGGGAGAACCAUCUGAAGUAUCACUGGGAAAAGCUGAGGAGCAGAUGCAGGAGCAGAAACUGAGGAGUCAAGAUGGAGCAAAGAGACAAGAGGAGCGACAGACGCACACAGGGGACAAACCUCAUUCAUGCUUGGAGUGUGGAAAGAGCUUCAGUGACAAUAGCAACUUUAUGUCGCAUCAAAGAAUUCACACAUGGGAAGAACCUCAUACAUGCUUGGAGUGUGGAAAGAGCUUCAGUCAGAGUGGCCAACUUACUUCGCAUCAAAGAUGUCACACCGGGGAUAAACCUUAUAAAUGCUUGGAGUGUGGAAAGAGCUUCAGGUGGAGUAGCAACCUUACUUCGCAUCAAAGAACUCACACAGGGGACAAACCUUAUCAAUGUGUGGAGUGUGGAAAAAGCUUCAGUGAGAGAUGCGCCCUUAUGGUGCAUCAAAGAACCCACACAGGGGACAAACCUUAUAAAUGUGUGGAGUGUGGAAAGAGCUUCAGUCGGAGUGACCACCUUACUUCGCAUCACAGAACUCACACAGGGGACAAACCUUAUAAAUGCUUGGAGUGUGGAAAGAACUUCAGUCGGAGUGACAGCCUUACUUCGCAUCAAAGAUGUCACACUGGCGACAAACCUUAUAAAUGCUUGGAGUGUGGAAAGAGCUUCAGGUGGAGUAGCCACCUUACUUCGCAUCAAAGAACUCACACAGGAGACAAACGUUACAAAUGCUUGGAGUGUGGAAAGACCUUCAGUCAGAGUGGCCAACUUACUUCGCAUCAAAGAUGUCACACCGGGGAUAAACCUUAUAAAUGCUUGGAGUGUGGAAAGAGCUUCAGGUGGAGUAGCAACCUUACUUCGCAUCAAAGAACUCACACAGGGGACAAACCUUAUCAAUGCAUGGAGUGUGGAAAAAGCUUCAGUCAGAGUGGCCAACUUACUUCGCAUCAAAGAUGUCACACUGGCGACAAACCUUAUAAAUGCUUGGAGUGUGGCAAGAGCUUCAGUCGGAGUGGCCAACUUACUUCACAUCAAAGAUGUCACACUGGCGACAAACCUUAUAAAUGCUUGGAGUGUGGAAAGAACUUCAGUCAGAGUAGCCAACUUACUUCGCAUCACAAAACCCACACAGGGGACAAACCUUAUAAAUGCUUGGAGUGUGGAAAAGGCUUCAGUAACAAUAGGAAUGUUACUUUGCAUCAAAGAAUUCACACAGGGGACAAACCUUAUAAAUGUUUGGAGUGUGGAAAGGGCUUCAGUCGGAGUUACCACCUUACAGUGCAUCAAAGAACUCACACAGGUGACAAACCUCAUAAAUGCUUGGAGUGUGGAAAGACCUUCAGUCAGAGUAGCCACCUUACUUGUCAUCAAAGAACUCACACCGGCGAUAAACCUUAUAAAUGCUUGGAGUGUGGAAAGGGCUUCAGUAACAAUAGGAAUGUUACUUUGCAUCAAAGAAUUCACACAGGGGACAAACCUUAUAAAUGCUUGGAGUGUGGCAAGAGCUUCAGUUACAGUAGCACCCUUACUUCUCAUCAAAAAUGUCACACCGGGGACAAAGCUUAUAGAUGCUUGGAGUGUGGAAAGAGCUUCAGGUGGAGUUGCAGCCUUACUUCACAUCAAAGAACUCACAGAGGGAACAAACCUCAUAAAUGCUUGGAGUGUGGAAAGAGCUUCAGGUGGAGUAGCAACCUUAUGGUGCAUCAAAGAACUCACACAGGGGACAAACUUUAUAAAUGCGUGGAGUGUGGAAAAAGCUUCAGUGAGAGAUGCGCCCUUAUGGUGCAUCAAAGAACUCACACAGGGGACAAACCUUAUCAAUGCGUGGAGUGUGGAAAAAGCUUCAGUCAGAGUAGCCACCUUACUUCUCAUCAAAGAACUCACACUGGUGACAAACCUCAUAAAUGCUUGGAGUGUGGAAAGACCUUUAGUCAGAGUUUCCAACUUACUUUGCAUCAAAGAUGUCACACCGGGGAUAAACCUUAUAAAUGCUUGAAGUGUGGAAAGAGCUUCAGGUGGAGUAGCAACCUUACUUCUCAUCAAAGAACUCACACAGGGGACAAACCUUAUCAAUGCUUGGAGUGUGGAAAGAGCUUCAGUGACAGUAGUGCCUUUAGUAAACAUAAAAGAACUCACACAGGUGACAAACCUCAUAAAUGCUUGGAGUGUGGAAAGGCUUUCAGUCAGAGUAGCCACCUUACUUCUCAUCAAAGAACUCACACUGGCGACAAACCUUAUAAAUGCUUGGAGUGUGGAAAGAGCUUCAGUAACAAUAGGAGUGUUACUUUGCAUCAAAGAAUUCACACAGGGGACAAACCUUAUAAAUGCUUGGAGUGUGGAAAGAGCUUCAGUGACAGUAGCACCCUUACUUCACAUCAAAGAACUCACAGAGGGAACAAACCUUAUAAAUGCUUGGAGUUGUCAUGGCCCCAUCAGAGGACUCCUCAGAUGAGGACGACUUGGGAGUAACAGCAGCAGACCCAGAAGCAGCAGACCCAGAAGGAGACACGGAGGAGACUCCUGAGAAUCCAGCUCCUUCUCCCCCUCAGCUGCAGAGCACCCCAGAUACAGCAAAGGCCCUGCAGCCAGACGCAGACAGUGAACAGGAUACUCCUCCCUCACCUGCAGAACGUAGACAGCAGGUGAGGCAGAAGAGAGGCAGGCCUGUCCCCUUAAGGCCAAAACGCUGAGGGCUCACACCUGCUGUCAAACCUGCUCCUUAUAAGGCACACCUUCACUUCGGCUUGUUGCUGACUGCAACGUCAGGCGUGGCUUCGUGUAUUCCUAGUUUCCUUGCAACCUCUUUUGGACUGACCCCUUGGCACUUGAUCCCGGACCUCUACUGACCUCGCUUCUGGACUCCUGACUCGGCAAGUACGCUUUGGACAGGCCUGGCCCUUAUCAGCUUCCCUCCUCCUAGACCUGGCAGAUUUACAGCCAGACUGCCGGCUAAGUGCUUUGCUUCCCUGCCAACCACCCAGGAAUUUCCAGCCCUCAUCAGGACUGCUGAUGCAGUGUAGAGCUGACAGGAGUGUGGAAAAAGCUUCAGUCAAAGUAGCCAUCUUAUGGUGCAUCAAAGAACUCACACAGGACAAACCUUAUCAGUGCUUGGAGUGUGGAAAGAGCUUCUUUUAGAAUAGCAAUCUUACUUUGCAUCACGAAACUCACACUGGGGACAAACCUUAUCAAUGCUUCGAGUGUGGAAAAAGCUUCAGAUGGAGUAGCGCCCUUACUUCGCAUCAAAGAAUUCACACAGGGGACAAACCUCAUAAAUGCUUGGAGUGUGGAAAGCGCUUCAGUGAGCGAUGUGCCCUUACUUUGCAUCACAGAACUCAUACAGGGGACACAUGUUAUCAAUGUUUGGAGUGUGGAAAGAGCUUCUGUCAGAGUGGCCAGCUUGCUUCGCAUCACAAAACUCACACCGGGGACAAACAAUUCUAACACAGAUGCAGACUGGGAUAGGUCUCAACCUGAAAGGCUUGUUGAAAGAGGAAAGUCUUCAAAAGGCAUCAAAAAGAUAGCAGAGAUGGCGCCUGUCUAAUAUUUAAGCGGAGGGAAUUCCACAGGGUAGGUGCCGCUACACUAAACGUCCAUUUCCUAUAUUGUGGAGAACAAACCACCUCGGCCUCCAUUGCGUCUGCUGGGAGCCGUCCAGCGGAACUGUUUCGAGUGGUUAGGGGGCUUUUAAGUUCCAGCCCCCGUGAGGGUAAUUCUGACCACUCAGCAGACCGCUGUCAAGAAUUUGCACGGCACUUUGCGGACAAAGUCGCUCAGAUUCGCUGUGACUUGGACGCUAAAAUGGAUACAGUCUCUGAGGAUGUAACUUCGGUGUCUGUUUGUCCAAUUAAAAUGGAUUUUUGCCUGAGGAUGUGGACAAGAUCCUUGGUGUGUACUGGACCCUUGCCCUUCCUGGCUCAUUAGAAGUACCAGAGGGGGACUGGUCGAUUGGGUCAGGGGAGUAGUUAAUGCCUCUCUACAACAAGGCAGAAUUCCAUCAUGCUUAAAGGAGGCAGUUAUAAGACCACUGCUGAAAAAGCCCUCCCUGGAUCCCUCUUUACUAGGUAACUACCGGCCAGUCUCCAAUAUUCCAUUUUUAAGCAAGAUAAUAGAGCGUGUGGUGGUCGCCCAACUCCAGAGAUUCCUGGAUGAUACGGAUUAUCUGGAUCCAUUUCAAUCUGGUUUCAGGCCUGGCUAUGGGACAGAGACGGCUUUGGUCGCCUUGGUGGAUGACCUACGCCGAGAACUGGACAGGGAGAGUGUGUCUCUGCUGGUUCUUCUGGACCUCUCAGCGGCUUUCGAUACGAUCGAUCAUGGUAUCCUUCUGGGCCGCCUUGCCGAGAUGGGACUUGGGGGCACUGUGUUACCGUGGCUCCAAUCCUUCCUGGAGGACUGAACCCAGAAGGUGGUAUUUAACAUCUACAUGACACCGCUGGGAAAGGUUGUCCGGGGUUUGGGGGUUCGGUGCCAUCAGUAUGCUGAUGACACUCAACUCUAUUUCUCUCUUCCACCUGAAGCCAAGGAAGCCGUACAGACCCUAAACCAGUGUCUGGCAUCAGUGAUGGACUGGAUGAGGGCAAACAAGUUGAGAUUAAAUCCUGACAAAACAGAGGUACUCCUGGUCAGUCGGAGGGCAGAUCAGGGAAUAGGGAUUCAACCGGUGCUGGAUGGGGUCGCACUCCCCCUGAAGUCUCAGGUUCGCAGUUUGGGUGUACUCCUGGACUCAGCUUUGAAUUUGGAGGCCCAGAUUGCUACUGUAUCCAGGAGCGCGUUUGCCCAAUUAAAACUGGUGUGCCAGCUGCACCCGUUCUUGGAGCUACCUGAUCUGACUAGGGUGAUGCAUGCCUUGGUUACAUCCCGCUUAGACUACUUUAAUGCGUUCUACGUGGGGCUGCCUUUGAAGACUGUUCGGAAACUUAAAUUGGUACAAAGAGCUGCAGCCAGAGUGCUAACCGGGGCUGGUUACAGGGACCAUAUAACUCCCCUGUUACAACAGCUCCACUGGCUGCCAAUUUGUUUCCGGUCACAAUUCAAAGUGCUGGUUUUGACCUACAAAGCCCUAUACGGCUCAGGUCCAGACUAUUUGACAGAUCGUAUCUCCCUACAUGAACCUGCCCGGGACUUGAGAUGUUUAGGUGAGGCCCUUCUUGUGUUCCCCACACCUUCGCAAGCACAUAUGACGCGGACACUAUAUAGGGCCUUUUCUGUGGCCGCCCCUAGGCUGUGGAACUCCCUUCCGAGUGAGGUGUGAUCAGCUCCCUCCUUGCUGUCUUUCCGGCGACCAGUAAAGACUGUUUUAUUUCAACGGGCAUUUGGGAUAGAGAACGACCAGGAUUAAGUGUCAUAGGUUUGGUGAUUACAUUAUAUGAUUUUAUUAUUUUAAAUUGUCCGCUGUUUUUAACCUCUAUUUUAUGGUUUUAAUUUUUCUCAUAGUUUAGUUCUAUUUUAAUUGUAUAUUUCUGUAUGUUUUAAUGGUGUUGUUUUUAGUUGUAAGCCGCUCUGAGUCCUAUUGGAAAAAGGGCGGGGUAGAAAUAAAGUUUAUUAUUAUUAUUAUUAUUAUCAUUAUCAUCAUCAUCAUCAUCAUCUGCAGGAGACCUUCACCUGCAGAGGGCAGUGAUCGACUGGGUAUAUCAGGGUAAGAUGGUCUUUCAGGUAUCCUGGUCCCAAGCUGCAUAAGGCUUUGUACAGCAAAACGAGAACCUUGAACUUGGCCCCAUAGCAAAUGGGCAGCCAGUGCAGUUCUUUCAGCAGCGGGGUGACAUGUUGGCGAUGCCCUGCCCCAGUGAGCAAUCACACGGCCACAUUUUGCACCAGCUGCAGCUUCCGGACCAACCUCAAGGGCAGCCCCACAUAGAGCACAUUACAGUAAUCUAGCCUAGAGGUUACCAGUGCGUGGACAACAGUGUUCAGGCUAUCCCGGUCCAGAAACGGCAGCAGGUGUCUCACCAGCCAAAGCUGGUAAAAGGCACUCCUAGCCAGAGAGGUCACCUGGUCCUCUAGUGACAAAAAUGGAUCCAGGAGCACCCCCAGACUACGGACCCACUCUUUCAGAGGGAGUACAACCCCAUCCUAAACAGGCAACUGACCAGUUAUCCAAACUCGGGAACCACCAACCCACAGUGCCUCCAUCUUGCUAGGAUUUAGACUCAGUUUAUUGGCCCUCAUCCAGCCCACCACCGAGUCCAGGCAGCGGUCCAGGGCUUGCACGGCCUCUCCCAAUCCAGUUGUUACAGAGAAAUAGAGCUGGGUAUCAUCAGCAUACUAACACCUCACCCCAAAUCUCCUGAUGACCUCUCCCAAAGGCUUCAUAUAGAUGUCAAACAGCAUGGGGGACAAGAUGGUACCCUGCAAAACCCCACAGCACAGCUGCCAGGGGGGCGAAAGACAGUCACCCAACGCUAUCCUCUGAGAGCGACCUUGGAGAUAGGAUCGGAACCACUCUAAAACAAUUCCACCAAU